Capsella rubella is the source of this 430-nucleotide messenger RNA. Its product is annotated as translation machinery-associated protein 7. NCBI's taxonomy places the organism in Eukaryota, Viridiplantae, Streptophyta, Magnoliopsida, Brassicales, Brassicaceae. Bases 101 to 295 code for a protein of 64 amino acids. The record is from RefSeq and is a predicted model, not a curated record. The transcript has 4 exons.
CGUAGUGGGGGAUCAGGGAGAUUCGAUAUCGUCUGCAACUCUCAGCUUCCCCCAAUUGUGAGCUCAACAUCGAACCCUAGCUAAGCUCACCAAACCAGUCAUGUCGUCCAAGCAAGGAGGGAAGGCGAAACCUUUGAAGCAGCCAAAAGCUGAUAAGAAGGAAUACGACGAGACCGACUUGGCUAACAUUCAGAAGAAGAAAGAUGAGGAGAAGGCACUUAAGGAGCUUAGAGCCAAGGCAUCGCAGAAGGGAUCCUUUGGAGGUUCUGGACUUAAGAAGAGCGGCAAGAAAUGAUUCCCUUUUAUCCAUCAAGUGUUGUUUGAUAUGCAAAUUUAUCAACUUAAAACAGAUAAUCGUGUGAUGAUGUAACUUUUAUCGUAUUUGGAGAAGAAUAACUUCGCUUCUCUAUACAUAUGUUUACUUUCUGCA